CCAAAAUAAAAAAACAAUAACAAGGGCAAUUGCGAGAGUGUAUAGUGAAAUAUAAAAAGAAAUCAACAAUGGCACACGAUCGAGAGGUGCUACGCAUGAUAUGGGAGGGACAGAUUGGCAUAUGCUUUCAAGCAGACAGCGAUGAAAUUGUCGGCAUUAAGCCAGAACCCUUCUAUUUAAUGGUCUCCCGUCUCAGCUAUUUGCCGUUGGUCACAGACAAGGUGCGAAAAUAUUUUACCCGCUACAUUGCUGCCGAGCAUCAAGAGGGCGCCGUGUGGUUUGAUUUUAAUGGCACUCCACUGCGUCUGCAUUAUCCAAUUGGUGUGCUAUACGAUCUGCUACAUCCUGACGAGGACAGCACGCCCUGGUGCAUUACCAUACACUUCUCCAAAUUCCCCGAAGAGUCGCUCGUCAAAUUAAACACAAAAGAACUGCUGGAAUCGCAUUUCCUGUCCUGCCUAAAGGAGGCCGAUGUCCUUAAGCAUCGCGGCCUCGUCAUCUCGGCCAUGCAGAAGAAGGAUCACAAUCAACUCUGGCUUGGUUUGAUCAACGAAAAGUUCGAUCAGUUUUGGGCGGUCAACAGGCGCCUCAUGGAGCCCUACAGCGAUCAGGAGUCCUUCAAAAACAUUCCCGUGCGCUUCUACAAUGACGACGAUUUCACGUACAUGCAAAAACUAAUAUCACCGCUAAGCGAAAGCGGACAAAAGAAGAAUCUGAGCGAUCUGAUGGCCGAAUUAUCGACACCUGUGCGCAAGGCUGUUGGCUUUCGCACACAUGGCAUCGAUCUGCACGAGGAAACACAACUGCAAUGGAUGUCCGAGCAUUUGAGCUAUCCCGACAAUUUUCUGCAUUUAUCGGUUGACUACAAGAGCAUAUAAUCGAGGGGAUCGUGCGAUCGUUAAGAGCGAUCUGCCGAUCUGCAGUGAGAGCGACCAGUGAGCGAUUUCAGGCGAUACCCAGGGCCGAUCUGGACACAGACACCCGGAUCGAUAUACACUAUAACAAAUACAAUUAACUAAUUAGCUAGUAGGAUUUUAGCAUUAAGUUGAAUGUACAAUACAGCAUAUUAUUAUACAUACUUUACGGACAUUAGUACUAAACUGAUCGAUGUACCAUAUUUAUGCAAUAAUCUAUAUAUAUUUAUACAUAUAUAUAUAUACUACUAGCUUGUUUUAGCAUUUAUACGUAACGCAUGUUGUUUCGAGCAAAAGAAAUGAAAGAAAAAUAAAAUGCCAAAAAAACAAAA
Messenger RNA from Drosophila nasuta, 1246 nucleotides. It is a transcript of the gene Atg5, whose product is annotated as autophagy protein 5. The transcript has 6 exons. Gene Ontology annotation, cellular component: phagophore; phagophore assembly site membrane; cytoplasm. The coding region runs from base 69 to 878 and encodes 269 amino acids. Gene Ontology annotation, biological process: protein lipidation involved in autophagosome assembly; piecemeal microautophagy of the nucleus; autophagy of mitochondrion. NCBI's taxonomy places the organism in Eukaryota, Metazoa, Arthropoda, Insecta, Diptera, Drosophilidae. The record is from RefSeq and is a predicted model, not a curated record. Gene Ontology annotation, molecular function: Atg8-family ligase activity.